This is a messenger RNA of Hevea brasiliensis (rubber tree), 1667 nucleotides long. RefSeq lists its product as uncharacterized. The coding region runs from base 1 to 1068 and encodes 355 amino acids. Gene Ontology annotation, molecular function: hydrolase activity, hydrolyzing O-glycosyl compounds. The record is from RefSeq and is a predicted model, not a curated record. Gene Ontology annotation, biological process: carbohydrate metabolic process. Lineage: Eukaryota; Viridiplantae; Streptophyta; Magnoliopsida; Malpighiales; Euphorbiaceae. The transcript is spliced from 9 exons.
AUGAAUAAUCAGAAACGUUUUCCUGAUCCACAAUCUUUGGCAAAAGAUCUCCAUGAUAUGGGUUUUAAAGCAACUUGGAUGCUUGACCCUGGUAUCAAAUGUAAAGAAGGUUAUUUUGUGUAUGAUAGUGGUUCUAAAAGUGAUGUUUGGGUUCAAAGAGCAGAUGGAAGACCAUUUAUCGGGGAGGUGUGGCCUGGGCCUUGUGUUUUCCCUGACUUUACACAAUCAAAGGUUCGCUCUUGGUGGGCUAGUUUAGUUAAAGAUUUCAUUCCUAAUGGCAUUGAUGGCAUAUGGAAUGAUAUGAAUGAGCCAGCUGUUUUAAAGGUAGCAACAAAGACAAUGCCUGAAAGCAAUAUUCAUCGAGGAGAUGAUGAACUUGGGGGUUGUCAGGAGCACUCAUACUAUCACAAUGUAUUUGGCAUGCUGAUGGCAAGAUCAACAUUUGAAGGCAUGAAAUUAGCUAAUGAAAAUAAGCGUCCCUUUGUUCUUACUAGAGCUGGAUUUAUUGGCAGUCAAAAGUAUGCUGCAACAUGGACAGGAGACAACAUUUCAAAUUGGGAGCAUCUGCGCAUGUCUAUCUCCAUGGUUCUUCAAUUGGAGAGAAAAGGUUAUCAAAUGAGCAACAAUGCAAAAGCAGUUGGAACAAAUGGCUUUCAUAAAGAUAUGAUAUUGAAGGGACUCAGUGGUCAACCAUUUGCAGGACCUGAUAUUGGCGGAUUUGUUGGAAAUGCAACGCCUAAGCUUUUUGGAAGGUGGAUGGGUGUCGGUGCAAUGUUUCCUUUCUGCCGGGGGCAUUCUGAAAAAGACUCUUCUGAUCAUGAGCCUUGGUCUUUUGGAUAUGAGUGUGAAGAAGUUUGUCGUCGAGCAUUGAAGAGACGUUAUCGUCUUAUACCACACUUGUAUACUCUGUUUUAUUAUGCUCAUAUAAUGGGUACACCAGUGAUGACUCCUACCUUCUUCGCUGAUCCAACAAAUCCUAGCUUAAGGACCAUUGAAAAUUCCUUCCUUUUGGGUCCACUUCUGGUUUAUGCAAGGUUUUGUUCUCUUUAUUUUCAGAUAAAUCGCUAGGUUAUGGCACAAAUGUAUAUGUGCUUUGUUGACAUCAUAUCAAUGCACACAAUGUGGGUUGGUUUAUAAGUUUUUCUUUGAACUAAUGCUUAUUGCUAUGUUACAUGAGGACCAUUGUGCGGUACAAUGGUAAGAGCUUAAGUUUUGAAUAGAAUGUUUACAAUUAUAAGGAAUGAUAAUACUUCAUGCAAGAAGGAGUGUUGCUGUGUUAUGUAUAAUAGAAGGGGAGAAGGUUGAUAAGUAGCUUAUACUAAAAUAAUUAUAGCACCAUAGUUAGCUGCAGUUAUUUACGUUUGUUAUAUAACAAACUAUAAUAUAUGCAUAUACAAUUGUAAGUGGGAAUUCAUUGAUUGAUAGAUAGAGAAUUCACCACUAUUAUUCUCCUUCUCCUCCUCCUUUUCCUACUCUCAUCUCCCUUAAUUCCUCAGGACUAGUUUUCCACUCCUAACAUAUUUCCAAAUUUGCCUUCUGGGCUCUUACUUGCCAUUCCCAUAAUUGUAACCACCUCUUUUUUUUUCCCCCAAUUUUUUUCCCCAUUCUUCCUGACACACGUUAGGGCUAAUCAAAUCUCAAUUCUUCUUGCUGCACAUAGGAGGCAU